Salmo salar (Atlantic salmon) is the source of this 3028-nucleotide messenger RNA. The record is from RefSeq and is a predicted model, not a curated record. NCBI's taxonomy places the organism in Eukaryota, Metazoa, Chordata, Actinopteri, Salmoniformes, Salmonidae.
CAUAACCGAUCCUAGAUCAGCGCUCUGGAGCAAACUCGCUGAACAACGGCAGUGGUGCGAUAGCGACUGUUGAUGUUUUUGUUGUCAGUAAAAUGGCGACAAGCGGAGAGGCCCCGGAAUCUUGGUACCUAGCUCUGCUCGGCUUUGCGGAACAUUUUCGCACCUCAAGUCCUCCGAAGAUCCGUCUCUGCGUCCACUGUCUGCAGGCGGUGUUUCAGUUCAAGCCGCCGCAGAGGGUCGAGGCCCGAACUCAUCUCCAGCUCGGCUCGGUACUCUACCACCACACCAAGAACACCGAACUCGCCCGAAGCCACUUGGAGAAAGCGUGGUUCAUAUCACAACAAAUCCCUCAGUUUGAAGAUGUCAAAUUCGAGGCAGCAAGUCUUCUGUCAGAACUGUAUUGCCAACAGCUGCUUUUGCAUAAUCUGGUUGAUUCGGCAAAGCCCUUGUUGCGGAAGGCCAUCCAGAUCUCCCAGCAAACUCCCUACUGGCACUGCAGAUUGCUCUUCCAACUGGCGCAACUGCACACACUGGAGAAAGAUCUGGUGUCCGCCUGUGACCUUCUGGGGGUAGGGGCAGAGUAUACCAGGGUAGUGGGCUCUGAAUACACCAGAGCUCUCUUUCUGUUGAGUAAAGGAAUGCUGCUGCUGAUGGAGAGGAAGCUGGGGGAAGUGCACCCUCUGUUGACUCUGUGUGGGACCAUCGUGGAGAACUGGCAGGGAAACCCCAUCCAGAAGGAGUCUCUCAGGGUGUUCUUCCUGGUGCUGCAGGUCACACACUACCUGGACGCUGGACAGGUGAAGAGUGUGAAGCCGUGUCUCAAGCAGCUGCAACAGUGCAUCCAGACCAUCUCUACACUCCACGACGAUGAGAUCCUACCCAGUAACCCUGCCGACCUGUUCCACUGGCUGCCCAAGGAGCACAUGUGUGUCCUUGUCUACCUGGUGACAGUCAUGCACUCCAUGCAAGCAGGCUACCUGGAGAAGGCCCAGAAAUACACAGACAAAGCUCUCAUGCAGCUGGAAAAGCUCAAAAUGCUGGACUCCAGCCCCAUCCUCUCCACAUUCCAAGUCAUUCUACUGGAGCACAUCAUCAUGUGCCGACUCGUCACUGGUCACAAGGCCACGGCAUUGCAAGAGAUCUCUCAGGUGUGUCAGCUGUGUGCGCAGUCUCCCAGGUUAUUCACCAACCAUGCAUCCCAGCUACACACCCUGCUAGGUCUGUACUGUCUCUCAGUGAACUGCAUGGAUAACGCUGAGGCGCAGUUCACUGCUGCCCUGCGGGUGAGUGAUCUGACGACGCACCAGGAACUGUGGGCGUUCAUUGUAACCAACCUGGCCAGCGUCUAUAUCAGGGAGGGCAACAGGGACCAGGAGCUUUAUAACCUGUUGGAGAGGAUAAAUCCAGAUCACAACUUUCCUGUCAGCUCUCAUUGUCUGCGAGCUGCAGCCUUCUACAUCCGUGGACUGCUCUCUUUCUUCCAGGGACGCUACAAUGAGGCCAAGCGGUUCCUGAGGGAGACUCUGAAGAUGUCCAAUGCUGAAGACCUGAAUCGUCUGACUGCAUGCUCUCUGGUCCUACUGGGCCAUAUCUUCUACGUGCUGGGGAACCACCGGGAGAGCAACAACAUGGUGGUCCCAGCCAUGCAGCUGGCCAGCAAGAUCCCUGAUAUGUCAGUCCAGCUCUGGUCCUCGGCUCUGCUCAAGGAUCUGAACAAGGCAUGUGGGAACACGAUAGACGCCCAUGAAGCGGCUCAGAUGCACCAGAACUUCUCCCAGCAGCUCCUGCAGGACCACAUCGCUGCCUGCAGCCUCCCUGAGCACAACCUCAUCAGUUGGACGGAUGGACCUCCUCCAGUGGGCCAGUUCCAGGCCCAGAAUGGACCCUCUACCAGCCUGGCCAGCCUGCUCUAAGCACCACCACACAAUGAGAGAGAGUGAGCUGGAGAGAGAAAGGAAGGGAAAGGUAGAGGGGGUAGAAGAGGGAUAGAGAUGUGAAGACUUGUAUGCCGCUGAUCUGCAUACAGCCUGGAUGCUGGUUUGUUUCAGCAUUGACCAGUUUCAUUGUAGUUACUAUGCCAACGAGCAUAUCUAACCAAUGCUGAAACAAUACUACCUACGCUACAUAUUUUAUCUAGAAUUCUAAAGAUCUUAACUUGUUCUUUCAACGGUAGGACUUUUUUAGUGGGAGGGUGGCGGGACACGCAAAAGGUGUUUAUAUCUUUAGGUGGUGAGAUGAGAGAGAACUGAGCUUAGACCUACCUCAGAGAGACUGCCACUGGUCACUGCAUUAGCAGGGUGUACACAUAAUGAAACUAUGCACCUUUAUAGAGUUGAAAUGUCAUGUGAUGAGUAGCCUGGAGUAGAAGCUAGCUUUUUGGUCUAGCUGGCGGUAUGAAUGGUUGACAUUGAAUUGCUGACAACUAAGGUACCAUAGAAGGUUUUCACACUCAGAGUUGUGCCCCGAACUCAAGGCAGGACAAUAAUCCAGUGAAGAGCGAAGACCAUCUCUGUGACACUGCAGCGACAUGAGAUAGAACUUUAAACGAUGGUUAGGUUCUACACUUUGUCCCCCAAGUUUCAUUGUUGUCAAGCUCCUAACAACGGUCCUGGAGUGGGAAGUUAAGACAUUGAAUUGGGUGAAUAUUUUAAUAUCAUUUUAUUUUUUAAGUCAAUAAUCAUUUUUAAUGGCAAAUGGAAUUUUGGGAGGCAAUGUUUGCACCCAUUUUUUUUUUUUUUCAGUAGGCGGUAACAAAACUAAAACUACAUUUUAUCUAGAUACAGUGCCUUUGGAAAGUAUUCAGACCCCUUGAUUUUUUCCCUCAUUUUGUUACAUUCCAGCCUUAUUCUAAAAUAGAUUAAAUUCUUUUUUUCCUCAGCAAUCUACACAUAAUGUAAUGACAAACUGAAAACAGGUUUUCAGAUUCUUUAGCAAAUGUAUAAAAAAUAAAAAAAAACAGCAAACCCUUUGCUUUGAGACUUGAAAUUGAGCUCAGGUGAAUUCUGUUUCCAUUGAUCAUCCUUGAGAU